CGAGCGCUCAACAUCCGAGGACUUUGGCCCAGAGUAACCCUGCUCGCGUGACCUUUCCCCUCUAUUCUGCACCUCCAGCGGCCAGCCCCGCGCGCCCGCGGCGUUUGGGCGCGCGCUCGGCUACCUCCUGCCCGGCUGCCUCCCGAGCUUCGGCUCCCCACCUCGCUGCCCGUCGGUGCGACUCCCCGUCAUGGCGGCUCUCAGCAAGUCGAUCCCUCAUAACUGUUACGAGAUCGGCCACACUUGGCACCCUUCCUGUGGUGUCUCCUUCGUGCAGAUCACCGGGGGCGCCCUGGAGGAGUCCCUGAAGAUUUACGCCCCCCUGUAUUUGAUUGCAGCAAUUCUCCGGAAACGAAAAUUAGACUAUUAUUUACACAAACUACUCCCUGAGAUCCUACAGUCUGCUUCAUUUCUGACUGCUAAUGGGGCCUUGUAUAUGGCUUUCUUUUGCAUUUUAAGGAAGAUACUUGGAAAAUUCUACUCUUGGAGUCCUGGCUUUGGUGCCGCUUUGCCAGCAUCUUAUGUGGCCAUUCUAAUUGAAAGAAAAAGCAGGAGAGGGCUGCUCACUAUUUAUAUGGCCAAUUUGGCCACAGAAACACUAUUUAGAAUGGGAGUAGCAAGAGGAACCAUCACAACAUUAAGAAAUGGAGAAGUCCUUUUGUUCUGCAUCACAGCUGCCAUGUACAUGUUCUUUUUCAGGUGCAAAGAUGGAUUGAAAGGAUUUACAUUCUCUGCCCUUAGGUUUAUUGUAGGGAAGGAAGAAAUUCCCACACAUUCUUAUUCACCAGAAGCGGCAUAUGCAAAAGUGGAACAGAAGACAGAGAAACAUGAGGAAAAGCCAAGAAGAAUGAAUGUAAUUGCUCUAAUCAGGAAACUUGUGAAUUCAGUAAACCAAAAGAUGCAUGCAUUUAAAUACAAAUGUAAGCAUGGACCAAGGCAUAGAUGUUGCAAACACUAUGAAGAUAAUUGCAUCUCCUAUUGCAUUAAAGGUUUCAUCAGAAUGUUUAGCGUGGGAUACUUGAUCCAGUGCUGCCUCCGAAUCCCCUCUGCGUUUCGGCAUCUGUUUACACAACCAUCCCGACUACUUUCUCUCUUCUACAAUAAAGAAAACUUCCAGCUUGGAGCUUUUCUGGGCUCUUUUGUUAGUAUAUACAAGGGUACUAGUUGCUUCCUGCGCUGGGUCAGAAACCUGGAUGAUGAACUGCAUGCUAUUAUAGCUGGGUUUUUGGCAGGAGUAUCAAUGAUGUUUUAUAAAAGUACAACAAUUUCCAUGUAUUUAGCUUCCAAGUUGGUGGAGACAAUGUAUUUCAAAGGCAUUGAAGCAGGAAAGGUUCCCUAUUUUCCCCAUGCAGAUACUAUCAUCUAUUCCAUCUCUACAGCAAUUUGCUUCCAGGCAGCUGUGAUGGAAGUUCAGAAUUUGCGACCAUCCUACUGGAAGUUUCUUUUAAGACUCACCAAGGGCAAAUUUGCUGUCAUGAACCGAAAAGUCCUUGAUGUUUUUGGUACUGGUGCAUCUAAACACUUUCAGGAUUUUAUCCCUAGGUUGGAUCCAAGAUAUACGACUGUAACACCAGAGUUGCCCAUCGAGUUUUCUUGAAGAUGACUGUAACUUAUUAAUGUGACUUAAUGUUUCAUUAUUUUAUCCUGAAGAGUUAAUUAUGUUGAAACAUAAAGAAGGAGUCUUGAGCUUGAACUUCAGUGUUAUUUCAAUGAGAGAUAUUCUUUUCUUGUUAGUUUUUCUUACCAAUCAGAAGUACAGAAGCUUUUUAGGAAGGUGUUGCUUAAUAAUUAAGUGCCCUCCAUAGCCAGAAUCUGAUUCUGGGUCACUUGUAUUUGUUGACAUUUUGAUAUAUUAUUGAUUAAAUUAUGUCCAUAAGCAAUCUUAAAUGAUCUAUGUAGAAGUGUAGUAACAAAUAAGAGUAUACUUAAAAUUACUUUAAAAGAUGUUUUUAGUUCAUUCCAGUAUAAUUCUUGGUUAAAACUAAGAAUAUUUCUAUGUUUUAGGAUACAAAGGAUCACGGGUACAUGGAUUUGGUCUGUAUUUUUUUUUUUAACUUUUGAAUUGGUAACUAUAGUAGUGAAAUAUUAUGGAACUGAAAUAACUCUUCAUAGACAAUGCUGCUUUAGUGUAAAGCAAUUUAUUUGAAGAAAGUGGCCAUUCUCACUUCAGGGAUGCGAAGACGGGUCUUGUGCUGUUUGGAUAAAUGCCAUGGUAUCCAUGCUCUCCCUCCACUGACACCUUCAUCUCUCUUCAUGGUCCGUUGGGCUGUUCGGCAGUCCAGUAAACCUAUGUACUAAUGGCAGGUUAGGAGAAAAUGGAAUUUGACAUAUCUGAUAAAGCUGAAAUGUACGUUUUAAUCUUUUACAGAAGCAUUACACUUGAAUAUUUAAAAGCAAAUGAAGUUGCUUUUAAACCUCUUGUAGGUUUACGCAUUUGUUUGCAUGUAUAAGGACUGAAAUCUUCAUAGCUCAGUUUGUCUACCAUUGCUGACUUAGAAGGGAUCAAAAGUAGUUUGGGCAAGUUUGUCCGUUUGUUCCCUCUCCACCAUCCCACCUUUACAGAGGAUGUUUUACAACUACAAAUGAUAUAAAAAUCCAAUAGUUGUUAAAAAGUCCAUUUCAUCACUAUGCGAUUCAGGUUCUCUAGCUUCUUUUCAAAAUCAUAUGGUCACCAUUUUUAUUCCUGUUAGAGUAAAGAGGUGACAAAAUGUAGUAACUGUUGAUUAUGAGUAGUUCAGGAGAGUGGUGAUUGAAAGAUGAUUACUCUUUAGAGUUUUUCAGGGAAAAGUUAUACUUUUCUAACUUAAUAGAAGGCUUAAGUAGUUAUGAUGUCUACAGUUAAUGCAACAUAUAGGGAUGAUGGUAUAUUUUUUUAAUAUCAUUUUGUGGCUGGAAGGUUUUGGGCCAUUGUAAAUUAAUUAUGCAGUAGAACUUGUGUUGCAAUAAGAAUUAUAACCCAGACUUUAAAAAUGCUUAAUUCUCUAGAAUCAAUUUCAUCAAGCCCAGUAUAUUCCUGUUUACAUGUAAUCCUGUCCUCAAUUGUUACGGCAAAUUAAAACACAACAAAAAGACAGACUCUGAUACCGUGGUAACAGAGCCACUUUUAGGUCAAAAUUUUGCAUUGUGAUUAAUUUUUUAGAAUUGAUUUGUCUAUUAGGCAAUACUGUUAAGGAAUCGUUUUGGUUUCAGACUUCAAAAUUACUCAAUAAAUUAAGUUUUCAGUUUUUAUUCACUGGAAUCAAAAUGAUGAUUGGUACUGUGUUUAAUUUUAUAAAUGAAGUGUUAUAGCAGUGAAGAAAGCACUGCUUCCUAUACCUCAUUUUCUUUAUUUAGAAAUUAUGUUUAUCAUAUUUUUCCUGUCAGUUUAAAAGAAAAACAUUUUAAUUCAUAAGUUGCAGUUUUCAUGAACUUUAAAAAGGCUAUGAUGUUGAAAGGCAAAUCCUACUGAAAUUGGAUGAGAUUGUUUAGUAAAAUUUUACUGUCAAGAGGUGCAAUUCUAUGAUUUCCAUUUUUUUCAAGCUACAGUCAUUUUUUUAUAUAAAAUGUAAAAUGAAAUAACUGUUGUGAAGUAGAACAUGAUAAUGAAUGUAUUGCUUUAGUGAAUAACAUUUGCAGGAGCGAAAGAGAAGUCCAGUUUGAAUUCAUUGAGGCAGACCGCACAAUGUAGCUGUUUGAGAAAACAGAAGCUGUCUGUGUGCCUGAAGACAAUCAAAAUGAUCUCUCUCUACCUCUAACCAAUCAGGUAUUGAUCGACCAUGUGGCACCAUAAAUAAAGUCGAAUAUCAGAUGUCCUUUCCAAAACAUGUUUUUUUUGUUUUGUUUUGUGUUUUGGGUUUUUUUAGUCCACUUAUACACUAAGGAAAUUGUGCCUGUGUUAAGUUUCCACCGGAACUGGUUAUAGCAAACAUUAACGUGUAGACUGGAAAACAGUGCAUCAGGGUAUUUGUAGUACUGUGAUUGUUUCAUCGCUAUUUCCUGUGUUCAUAAAAUCCUAGAUUUCGUACCAAUCCAGUAAAGACUGAGAUUGCAAGAUAACAAACUGUCUCAGAUUUGUUCGAGUUUUGGUAGUGUUUCAUCAUGUUGUAGACCAUUUUAUUACUCAUUUCUGGAAUAAAACCUUUGGUUCCGUUACGGUGUUUCAUAAA
Molecule: messenger RNA, 4145 nt
Organism: Suricata suricatta (meerkat)
Lineage: Eukaryota; Metazoa; Chordata; Mammalia; Carnivora; Herpestidae
Gene: TMEM135
Product: transmembrane protein 135
Exons: 16
Coding region: 191-1597 (468 amino acids)
Source: RefSeq, a predicted model, not a curated record